GCCCCCGGCAAGCCUUUUCCAGCCACCCCGUCGCCCAGGCCUGGGAACUGUUGGGAAACCCAUCCGCCUCUUAGCCAACCACUUUCAAGUUCAGAUCCCCAAGAUUGAUGUUUAUCACUAUGAUGUAGAUAUCAAACCAGAGAAACGCCCCCGGAGAGUGAACAGAGAGGUGGUGGAUACCAUGGUGAGACACUUCAAGAUGCAGAUCUUUGGUGACCGGCAGCCUGGGUACGAUGGCAAACGGAACAUGUACACGGCGCACCCGUUACCGAUUGGCCGGGACAGGGUGGAUAUGGAGGUGACACUUCCAGGAGAGGGGAAGGACCAGACAUUUAAAGUGUCCAUUCAGUGGGUGUCAGUCGUCAGCCUGCAGCUGCUGCUGGAAGCUCUGGCAGGGCACUUGAAUGAAGUUCCUGAAGAUUCUGUACAGGCUCUUGAUGUCAUUACCCGGCACCUUCCCUCCAUGAGGUACACUCCUGUGGGUCGGUCCUUUUUCUCCCCCCCUGAAGGUUAUUACCACCCUCUGGGUGGUGGUAGGGAGGUCUGGUUUGGUUUCCACCAGUCAGUCAGACCUGCCAUGUGGAACAUGAUGCUCAACAUUGAUGUGUCAGCAACUGCUUUCUAUCGUGCCCAGCCUAUCAUUGAGUUCAUGUGCGAGGUCUUGGACAUUCAGAACAUCAAUGAACAAACCAAGCCUCUUACAGACUCCCAGCGUGUCAAAUUUACCAAAGAAAUCAGAGGUCUAAAAGUAGAGGUGACCCAUUGUGGCCAGAUGAAGAGAAAAUACCGAGUUUGCAACGUUACUCGGCGACCAGCCAGUCACCAGACGUUUCCUCUGCAGCUGGAAAAUGGGCAGGCUAUGGAGUGUACAGUAGCUCAGUAUUUUAAGCAGAAGUACAGUCUGCAGCUAAAAUAUCCUCACCUUCCCUGUCUCCAAGUAGGACAGGAACAGAAACACACAUACUUACCGCUUGAGGUGUGUAACAUCGUGGCAGGACAGAGAUGUAUCAAGAAGCUAACGGACAAUCAGACCUCGACUAUGAUAAAAGCAACUGCAAGAUCAGCACCGGACCGGCAGGAGGAAAUCAGCAGACUAGUGAAAAGUAACAGUAUGGUUGGUGGACCUGAUCCGUAUCUGAAGGAGUUUGGUAUUGUUGUCCACAAUGAAAUGACAGAGUUGACAGGCAGAGUUUUGCCAGCACCAAUGCUGCAAUAUGGAGGCAGGAACAAGACUGUGGCCACACCAAACCAGGGUGUGUGGGACAUGAGAGGGAAACAGUUCUAUGCUGGCAUUGAGAUUAAAGUUUGGGCUGUUGCCUGUUUCGCUCCUCAAAAACAAUGCAGGGAAGACUUACUAAAGAGUUUCACAGACCAGCUGCGCAAGAUCUCGAAGGACGCGGGGAUGCCCAUCCAGGGCCAGCCCUGCUUCUGCAAAUACGCCCAGGGUGCAGACAGUGUGGAGCCCAUGUUUAAACACUUAAAACUGACUUAUGUUGGUCUGCAGCUGAUCGUGGUGAUUCUACCUGGAAAGACACCCGUGUAUGCUGAAGUCAAACGGGUUGGUGACACUCUUCUAGGAAUGGCCACUCAGUGCGUUCAGGUAAAGAAUGUGGUCAAAACCUCACCACAAACCCUGUCCAACCUGUGUCUGAAGAUAAAUGCAAAGCUUGGAGGAAUCAACAAUGUGCUUGUACCUCAUCAAAGGCCCUCGGUGUUCCAGCAGCCAGUGAUCUUUUUGGGAGCAGAUGUCACUCACCCUCCAGCUGGGGAUGGAAAGAAGCCUUCCAUAGCUGCUGUGGUCGGCAGCAUGGACGGCCACCCGAGCCGGUACUGCGCUACGGUGCGCGUGCAGACCUCCCGUCAGGAGACCUCCCAGGAGCUGCUGUACAGUCAGGAGGUGAUACAGGACCUGACCAAUAUGGUGCGAGAACUAUUGAUCCAGUUUUAUAAAUCCACUCGUUUCAAGCCCACGAGGAUCAUUUACUACAGAGGGGGAGUAUCAGAAGGACAGAUGAAGCAGGUAGCUUGGCCAGAACUGAUAGCGAUCCGCAAGGCCUGUAUUAGUCUGGAAGAAGAUUAUAGACCAGGAAUAACCUACAUCGUUGUGCAGAAAAGGCAUCACACCAGACUGUUCUGUGCUGACAAAACUGAAAGGGUGGGUAAGAGCGGCAACGUACCAGCAGGCACUACUGUGGACAGCACCAUCACACAUCCCUCUGAAUUUGACUUUUACCUCUGUAGCCAUGCAGGAAUUCAGGGAACCAGCCGGCCCUCCCACUACCAGGUCUUGUGGGAUGACAACUGUUUUACUGCAGAUGAACUACAGCUCUUGACCUAUCAGCUGUGUCACACGUAUGUCCGGUGUACGCGAUCGGUCUCCAUUCCAGCUCCCGCGUAUUAUGCCAGGCUGGUAGCGUUUAGGGCCAGGUACCAUCUCGUGGACAAGGAUCAUGACAGUGCUGAAGGCAGCCAUGUGUCAGGACAGAGCAAUGGCCGCGACCCUCAGGCUCUGGCAAAGGCAGUGCAGAUCCACCAUGAUACUCAGCAUACGAUGUAUUUUGCUUGAGAGCAUCUGGGAAGAAUGAGACAAAACCAACAACCCCGUGCAGUCCUGAAAUGUUUUGAAUGCCUACUGCUCUAGCUAGGGCCCAGUUUAUUUCAGGCUGCCCACUACCAGCAGCUCUGAACAGUCGCACUGAAUCUGUACUUCACAGCAAUGUCUGAUGCACCAACUCAAUUGAGCCAUUUGUUUCAUUGUUUUAUGUAAUAGAAAUUCAUAGACUUGUCUUUUCUGAUGCAUUGGACUGAAUUUUUACCUCAAAGCGCAAAAGGCUGAUCAUCCUGAAAUUUUUAAAGGACUUGGCACGAAAGGUUUCUAUUGAAUAUUUUGCUAGCUAUGGUUUUUAAGUUAUCUUCUCAUCCAUCCCAUUAGUUUAUCACGACGACUGAUCCCCCUGUCUUCACGCACUGCUUAGUGAGGAUGAGUAGUAUGGCAAGAUGUUUUACUCCAGUUCAAUGUAAUUGUUCUAUUGUGUGGGGCCAUAGAUUUUUUUAAUGGAGAUUUUAGACUUCACUACUGUAAAUGCCUUUUAACGAACAUAACUUUCACAGGUAUUGCAGUUUUUUGUCAGUUUUAACUAAUUAUCUUUUUAAUCUCUGCAGACUUUGGCUGCAAAGCAAUUGCACUAUACUGCGAGUUCAAAUAGGUGGUUCUUGUUCUGUGAAUGUGUAAUAUAACCAAGAUAGUGAUGCCUGUCAGUAGAUUUUAAUUAUAAUGGUUACAAAUAAUACUGCCAUGGUAUCGUAACAAGUACUGAACCAUCAUUUCCCCCCUCUAAAAAUGAAAAAAAACAA
Messenger RNA from Antrostomus carolinensis (chuck-will's-widow), 3354 nucleotides. RefSeq names its product argonaute RISC component 4 (gene AGO4). Gene Ontology annotation, molecular function: RNA binding; protein binding. The transcript has 17 exons. NCBI's taxonomy places the organism in Eukaryota, Metazoa, Chordata, Aves, Caprimulgiformes, Caprimulgidae. The record is from RefSeq and is a predicted model, not a curated record. The coding region runs from base 182 to 2566 and encodes 794 amino acids.